Messenger RNA from Eutrema salsugineum, 1999 nucleotides. Its product is annotated as TBC1 domain family member 15. The coding region runs from base 388 to 1689 and encodes 433 amino acids. Lineage: Eukaryota; Viridiplantae; Streptophyta; Magnoliopsida; Brassicales; Brassicaceae. Gene Ontology annotation, molecular function: GTPase activator activity. The record is from RefSeq and is a predicted model, not a curated record. Gene Ontology annotation, biological process: activation of GTPase activity. The transcript has 12 exons.
AAAAACGUGAGAGAAGACAAAUGAUCGAGGCAGUUCCGUUAUUUGCGGCGACCAAACCAACUAGUGUAAUGUGUGACCAGCUCGUCGUCACCAGGAAAAGAACGAGAGAAGAAACUUCAUACUCGUCGACCAAAAAAAACACGACCAAUCCACUUACCUCCAGGAAGCUGGGUCCCCCCCAUCAAUUCUCAACCUUUUUUUCCUAAAUAUCGACAAAUUAAAUAAACUUUUCUUCAUUGAUCGUCGAUCAAUCUUUUUGAGUAUUGAGGGGGUCCCGAUCCAGUGUAUUGGUUUCUGUUUUUAUUUUGUUCUUCUCUUCUUUUUUUCCUCAGGAUUUUUCCUUGAUUUCUUUAUUUUUCCCGGGAAAUUUUGGUUGGGAUUACAUAGAUGUGGGGAGCCGCAGCUGAGCCAGCAGAUUCUUACUACCAAGUCCGUCCCGAGUGCACCGAUGUACCCAAGACCAGAUUCAAAAUCAAGCCUGGUAAAACUCUAAGUGUAAGAAAAUGGCAGGCUGCAUUUGUUCAAGAAGGGUCCCUCGAUAUUGGCAAGACUCUAAGACGAAUCCGAAGAGGGGGAAUCCAUCCAUCAAUUAGAGGCGAAGUAUGGGAAUUCCUACUUGGCUGUUAUGACCCAAUGAGCACUUUCGAGGAAAGAGAGCAAAUCCGACAACGCAGAAGGCUGCAGUAUGCUUCUUGGAAGGAGGAGUGUAAGCAAAUGUUUCCUGUGAUUGGAAGUGGAAGAUUUAUUACUGCUCCUGUGAUUGCUGAAAAUGGUCAACCCAACCAUGAUCCUCUUGUACUUCAAGAAAUAAAUUUAGGUACAAACUCAAAUGGUUCAGAUUUCUUCAAAGAGCUCACAAGUCGUGGACCUCUCGAUAAGAAAGUUAUUCAAUGGCUGCUAACACUUCACCAGAUAGGUCUUGAUGUGAACCGUACAGACAGGGCCUUAGUAUUUUACGAGAGAAAGGAGAAUUUGUCGAAGCUCUGGGAUAUUCUGUCCGUUUACGCCUGGAUAGACAAAGAUGUUGGGUAUUGCCAAGGAAUGAGUGAUCUUUGUUCCCCAAUGAUUAUUCUUCUUGACGAUGAAGCUGAUUCCUUUUGGUGUUUUGAGAGGCUUAUGCGUCGAUUGCGAGGAAAUUUCCGCAGCACCGGGAGAUCUGUUGGAGUUGAAGCUCAACUUACUCAUUUGUCUUCGAUUACUCAGAUUAUUGACCCCAAACUUCACCAACACUUAGAUAAACUGGGUGGAGGUGACUAUCUCUUUGCGAUUCGGAUGCUAAUGGUUCAAUUCCGAAGAGAAUUCUCGUUUUGUGACUCUUUGUACCUUUGGGAGAUGAUGUGGGCCUUGGAGUACGACCCCAACCUCUUUUACGUAUAUGAGGCGCAACAAUGCGGGAGUGAGAAAACCGAGGAGUCCAAAGGUACACGGAAGUCAAUUAAACAAUGCGGAAAGUAUGAGAGGCAAAACAUGAGGAAUGGUGGAAAAAGCACGGAAGGUCCUUUGCCUAUAUCGGUUUUCCUGGUGGCCAGUGUCUUGAAAGACAAGAGUUCUAAGCUAAUGACUGAAGCUCGUGGACUCGACGACGUUGUUAAGAUACUUAACGACAUGACUGGAAACUUGGAUGCUAAGAAAACAUGUUCUGGAGCCAUCAAAAUUCACAAGAAAUACCUAAGAAAGGCUAAGAAAUAGCAUUGGCGAACAAUCCAAUGAUUCUCCGGCUUAAAUCCGUGAUAUCAUGGAAGUUUUCUAUAGUCUUUUCUAACGAUUCCUUGGGUGUAAAGUACUCUGGAAGAAUCUUGGAGCCUUGAAUUACUCUCUAACAUAUACACACACACACAAAAAAACACAAUUUGUAAGCUGUUCAUAAAAGUUGAUGUUGCAUAUAUAUAUGAACAAUCAUGAUGUGUUUUUUCAAUUUACCAAAUGGGAAACUAAAGAAGGAAAAAGACUGUAUUUAUUUAUUUAAGUUCACAAUGCUCAUCUUCUGUUCUACAAAGAC